CUCUCUUUCUUGUCAUACUCCCGAAGCCAGCAUAUCCAUAUGAACUCCUCCUCCACUGCUGCAAUAUCGUCCAACGGAUGAGCCUACGGUGAUUGCACAGCAUACCCGUCACUUUAAUUGAACCAGCUUUCCUUUCCCAUACCAUAUUUUGUAAACGCCUCUCGCGUCAAGAAUCCCAGCAUGUCUUCGUCUCCAAGUCCCGAUGCUGCUGGUGCAGGUGGCGGUGGUUCUGUAUGUUCUCCCUUCUCCCAAAUCGUUGUAUAGAUACCAAUACUUUCCUAUCAGCCGACCGGAGAAGCCCCCCAGGACCCUCCGUAUGCUCCUCAAAAUGCCCUUCUCGGUGGUCUCCCUACCAAGGAUCUAGAUGAUACCAUCACCGUCGUUUUCCUGAUGCUUUUCGUUCUCGGAGCCAUUGUCCACAUGACCAUUCUGCAACUCAACCAACGCCUGGGAAGGAAAUUCCUCAUGUCGGGUCUGAUAUUUGGUUUCUGCAUGGCUCGUAUUGCGGCAUGUACCAUGCGACUCGUUUGGGCAUCAUACCCAUCCAAGAUCCCCGUAGCCAUCGCGGCCAAUAUCUUUGUACAAGCUGGUGUGAUUAUCCUGUUUAUCAUCAACCUGGUUUUCGUCCAGAGAAUUUUGCGAGCUUCAUAUCCGCAAUGGGCGUGGAAGAAAUGGUUCUCGCUACUAUUCAAGGCCUACUUCGCUACCAUUGUCAUCGUCCUGAUAAUUAUCAUCACGGUUACUGUGCAAAGCUUUUAUACGCUCUCCACCAACACACGUCGAAUCGACCGAGAUAUUCAGCUUUUUGCAGGCACCUAUUUUGCAGUCGCUGCCUUUCUUCCACUUCCAAUUCUUCUGCUCAAGCUACUGGUUCCCAAAGAGGGCCGCGUGGAGAAAUUCGGAGAAGGAAGAUUUAGAACUAAGAUAUGGGUCUUAGUAUUUGCUAGUGCCAUCUUAACAGUUGGAGCCGGCUUCCGAACCGUAACAAACUACUUUACUCCUCGCCUUCGAACAGAUCCAGCCUGGUAUCACUCGAAAGCAUGCUUCUACUCAUUUAACUUCGCCAUCGAGAUCAUCGUCGUCGGUCUCUACGCCGCAGUCCGAGUCGACAAACGAUUCUUCGUCCCGAACGGGAGUCACGGUCCUGGAGACUACCUUCGACCCGACGACUUCGUCAACGAGAAGAAAGACGGACUACCUCGCGGCACUCUGUGUGACAGCGAAGAACAAGUCUUCCACGAUGCACCAGCCGCCACGCUCACAGACGAAGAGCACAUUCUCGAUACCGAUAAGGAUCCCAAAGUUAGCAAGAGCAGCAGGGCUACCAGAGCUUCGUACAUGUCAUCUGGAACGAACACCCUUUACGAACCAGACAAACAGGAACUUCCCAACAGACCACCCCAGGAUGUAUUUGAGAAUCUCGAGCGAAAGCAGCGGAAGAGUCUCCGUGCUUCGCGUAUCAAUACCGGGAUGGAGACGGUAUUCGGUGAGGACGUUCCGACAUUGACCUCCACCACCGUAGCGGGUUCUGCGACGGAUUCCCCGAUUGAGACGUUGCCUGUGAUUCACAGGUCUUCGUUUGUGGAAGAGGUGAUGGAGCAUGCUAUGUGAGGAAGUUCGAUCUAAUUCAUCGCUGAUGAAAUGUCGGGAAGUUUCUCUUUUUAACUCCCAAAUUUCAAAAUGGAAGAAUCAUAUCGCUACUCUAAUCUAAGAACCCGCCUCACGACAUUCUCGUUGUUAUAUCUCCCCUCACCCUUUCACAAUCCUCGUAUCAUUAGAGCCAAAACGGCGACACCUCUUAAGUAUUGCGUGCGUCGAUUUGUACUGUAUGAAAUGUAUAUAUGCGAAUGACGGACAGAUAUGAGAACACGAUUUCUUUGAUUCGAAGCCGAGAAAUCGGGGC
Molecule: messenger RNA, 1903 nt
Organism: Hymenoscyphus albidus
Lineage: Eukaryota; Fungi; Ascomycota; Leotiomycetes; Helotiales; Helotiaceae
Source: the annotation of a GenBank genome assembly